Molecule: messenger RNA, 598 nt
Organism: Agrilus planipennis (emerald ash borer)
Lineage: Eukaryota; Metazoa; Arthropoda; Insecta; Coleoptera; Buprestidae
Product: dynein heavy chain 2, axonemal-like
Exons: 2
Biological process (GO): microtubule-based movement
Cellular component (GO): dynein complex
Molecular function (GO): dynein light intermediate chain binding; minus-end-directed microtubule motor activity; dynein intermediate chain binding
Source: RefSeq, a predicted model, not a curated record
UUCACAUUGUACCAACUGGCAAUGAGGCAAUUAAGUAAACAAGAUCAUUAUGAUUUUGGAUUACGUUCAAUGGUGGCACUUCUGAGAUACGCGGGUAGGAAAAGACGUCAAUAUCCCCAACACCCUGAAGAGCAAAUGGUUUACUUGGCAAUGCGCGACAUGAAUAUUGCUAAACUUACAGCUGACGAUUUGCCACUCUUUAACGGAAUUAUGUCUGAUAUUUUUCCCGGAGUUGUUAUUCCUACCAUAGACUAUGAAGAUAUGAAUAACGCGAUUUCAGCUGAGUUAGUCGCCAAUGGAUGGCAGCCUGUUCAGAUAGCCAUUACGAAAGUUAUCCAAUUAUACGAAACGAAAAAUUCAAGACAUUCCGUGAUGAUAUUAGGUAAUACUGGUACUGCCAAAACAGUUACAUGGAAAUCAUUGAAAGGUGCUAUGGGUCGACUAAAAAAGCUUAACAAAGCGGGAUUUAAUGUUGUUGAAGUUUUUCCUAUCAACCCAAAGGCCCUCAAUUUGGGAGAAUUAUAUGGGGAGUACAAUUUGGCAACUAACGAAUGGUUGGAUGGUGUUAUAAGCGCUACUAUGCGAACUACUUGUUCAG